Messenger RNA from Ochotona princeps (American pika), 1317 nucleotides. RefSeq names its product zinc finger DHHC-type palmitoyltransferase 21 (gene ZDHHC21). The coding region runs from base 400 to 1197 and encodes 265 amino acids. The transcript has 10 exons. The record is from RefSeq and is a predicted model, not a curated record. Lineage: Eukaryota; Metazoa; Chordata; Mammalia; Lagomorpha; Ochotonidae. Gene Ontology annotation, biological process: peptidyl-L-cysteine S-palmitoylation; protein targeting to membrane. Gene Ontology annotation, cellular component: Golgi apparatus; endoplasmic reticulum. Gene Ontology annotation, molecular function: protein-cysteine S-palmitoyltransferase activity.
GCUCCCGGAAGCGGAAGGGCAGCGCGGCCCGACUUGGGCGGCGGCGCCAAAGAAGAAGGAGGCGGCGGCGGCGGAGGGGGCGAAGCCGCUGGCCGUCGCGAGAGCAGCGGCGGCGAGAGACGAGCCAGCCGGCGCCGGUUCUCAUGAAGAACUAUUGCUGAAGAGAGAUUUGGGUGGAUGUAAUUUUUAAAAGAAUGAAUGAAGACAAAACUUGUAAAUGCAAGCACUGGAAGAAUUACAGCACAUCUUCGUGAGUUUGCAAGCGUUGUAAUAUUUUCUCUUGUGAGAUUUUAUUUCUGUGAUUAAAAAAAUGCAUAUUCUCUGGUAAAGGAAAAUAAAGAGUUCAAAGAACAGGAUCAUCUUCCCUUGUGGGUUGGCAGCCAGUCAUAGGACUGUAAGAUGGGUCUCCGGAUUCACUUUGUUGUUGACCCACAUGGUUGGUGCUGCAUGGGUCUGAUUGUCUUUGUCUGGUUAUACAAUAUUGUCAUAAUUCCCAAAAUUGUCCUCUUUCCUCACUAUGAAGAAGGACAUAUUCCAGGCAUAUUAAUAAUAAUAUUCUAUGGCAUUGCCAUAUUUUGCCUGGUUGCCUUAGUGAGGGCCUCGAUAACUGAUCCAGGAAGACUGCCUGAGAACCCUAAGAUCCCCCAUGGAGAAAGAGAGUUCUGGGAAUUGUGUAACAAAUGUAAUUUGAUGAGACCAAAGCGUUCCCAUCACUGCAGUCGCUGUGGCCACUGCGUAAGGAGAAUGGAUCAUCACUGUCCAUGGAUUAACAAUUGUGUUGGUGAAGAUAACCAUUGGCUUUUUCUGCAGCUGUGUUUCUACACCGAGAUUCUUACUUGCUACGCACUGAUGUUUUCUUUCUGCCACUACUACUAUUUUCUUCCACUUAAAAAGCGUAAUUUGGACCUCUUUAUUGUUAGACAUGAAUUGGCAAUAAUGAGACUGGCUGCUUUUAUGGGCAUUACUAUGUUAGUUGGAAUAACUGGACUCUUUUAUACACAACUGAUUGGCAUCAUUACAGAUACAACAUCUAUUGAAAAGAUGUCAAACUGCUGUGAAGAAAUAUCGAGGCCCCGAAAGCCGUGGCAGCAGACCUUCUCAGAAGUUUUUGGCACUCGUUGGAAGAUCCUGUGGUUCAUUCCUUUCAGGCAGAGGCAACCACUGCGAGUUCCCUACCACUUUGCCAAUCAUGUCUAAACAGAUGGAUGGUGGGCACAGAUGGGUCCUCCAUGCUGGAAAUGCGUUACAGGUUUUAUGAUAAUAGAACUAUGACAGUCUUCAAGUCAAUUAAAAUCCACCCACCAAUCUUAGGCAUCA